Miscanthus lutarioriparius is the source of this 390-nucleotide messenger RNA. The record is from the annotation of a GenBank genome assembly. Lineage: Eukaryota; Viridiplantae; Streptophyta; Magnoliopsida; Poales; Poaceae.
AUGGGGCAGCAGGUGGCCGUGGCCUCGCAGGAUUGGUGGCCGCCGAGCAAUGCGACGUUCAGCAAUGCUGCGCCGCUGGUCGAAUAUACUAUGGUCUCGGUGGGGAUCAUGCGGACGCAUUCGCCGAUGCCAUCGGAAAGAAGACGGCUAUUGUGUAUCUACGCGCGAGCGCUAUUGGCCUCGUGCCUCCUGCUCUACUCCGCCAUGGCUAUUGGGCAUUUGGGCUCAACAUUGAGCUCGCCUCUGUCUCCGUGGUCACGGCUGCGAGGAAGCAGAGCGGCGAGCUCCGAUCCACCUCCACUUGAUGGCUACGAAGCGCGGGCGCGAGAUGCCUGUCACGAGGCACGGAAGAGCUGCCGCCUGGGGACAGCAGGGAAGAAGAGGAGGUAA